AUGGCCACUCGCGCCGCACACAAACGCCUGACCCGCGAAUACGCAUCGAUUUCACAGAACCCUCCAGACUACAUCCUCGCACAUCCCUCGGAAUCAAAUAUUCUCGAAUGGCACUAUGUCCUCACCGGUCCUCCACAGACUCCCUACGAAGGCGGUCAAUAUUGGGGAACUCUCGUCUUUCCACCCGAUUAUCCUUUCGCACCACCGGCGAUCCGCAUGCACACUCCUAGCGGCCGCUUCCGGUGCAGUGAACGAUUAUGUCUCAGCAUCAGCGAUUUCCACCCGAAGAGCUUCAAUCCCGCAUGGGAGGUCAGCACAAUCCUCCUAGGAGUCCUCAGCUUCAUGACCAGCGAAGAAAUGACCACCGGAUCCAUCUCCGCCACUCCGGCCGAACGCCGUGCCCACGCCGCGAGGACACGAUGGUGGAACAGCACCGGUGGCGGUUCAACCCACCGCCUCCUCCCCGGUCAACAAUCCUCCGACGGCAGCGCCACCUCGACCAGCAGCACCGGCAUGAAAGGGUUCGGCGCCAUCAAAGCCGGCGACGGCGGCCGCAAAUUCCGCGAACAAUGGCCGGAGCUCGACGAGGCCAACUGGAAAUGGAUGGAGACCGAACACGUCAACCCGCAGACCGGCAAGCUCAUGCUGAACCAACAUCUUACCGCUGCGGCAGCAGCCGCGGGGGUUGCAUCUUCCUCCUCGCGGUCCUGCACACCGGAUACCUCCGCCCUCCGACGCUCCGCGCGCGGCAGCAACGCCGGCCUCGGCGCCGUGGUCGUCGAAACGGGCCACGCCGCGAAACAGGCGGGCCAGAGCUGGUUGACAAGGAAUAAAUAUUACCUCGUCGCGGGGGUCCUGUUCGGGUAUGUGGCGCUGGCGAGGUUAUUACAGGAUCAGGAGGGGGGCGGGUCAUGA
Messenger RNA from Dissoconium aciculare CBS 342.82, 915 nucleotides. Its product is annotated as ubiquitin-conjugating enzyme E2 6. The transcript has a single exon. The record is from RefSeq and is a predicted model, not a curated record. Bases 1 to 915 code for a protein of 304 amino acids. NCBI's taxonomy places the organism in Eukaryota, Fungi, Ascomycota, Dothideomycetes, Mycosphaerellales, Dissoconiaceae.